UUUUCUGUUGAUCUUGCAUUUCAUGCUAAGUAUCAUGGUGAACUUUAGCUCUUCUUUACAUAUCCGCAUGUGUGUGUGUGUGUCAUGUGCCUUAACUUUGCAAUAAAACUACUUGCUUUCCUAGUUUGUCUUAAAGCUCAGUACCUGGGGACAAAUUUUAAGCUGCGUAAGGUGGAAGGAGGAGUUAAAAGUAAAAUGUUAAACUCACAUGACCAAAUGGGUGUUAACCAGGUAGAAAAGAGUCUGUUGGUCGUAUAUGAGAGCCUUCCAACACUCAUUCUAUUUAAACUGCACCCCAGAUCCACCUCAGCUAAAUCAGCCGGAGUGAUAAGUAGUACUCGCCACUUCAGGUUCAGCAGACGAGCUUGUUCAGCUUGUAGGAGAAACAGGAGUGAGAUGGGGGAGGGGAACUUUCAGGUUAACAGGCACAAUAUUAAGAGAGCAUACAUACAAGAAGACAUGUCUGCUCUUCCCUCCAGCUGCUACUGAAGCCUGAGGAGAAAGGGAAGCUUUUGCAGCAACAUGAGUUCUCAGGAAGAUUUAUCCCAGGAGUGGAUGGACAGCUUUGGUAAUGGAGGGGCGACUGAGAAUGAGAGUUUGGGAGACUACGAACACCACCACCUUCCCGGAGACAGCGGCAACUCCUUUGAAGCUUCAGCCCUGGACGGCCCGCAGCUCGCCCCCGAGACCAAGCUGUACAAGCGACGCUGGGUGAUGCUGUUCAUCUUCAGCGCCUUCUCCAUGAGCAACGCCUUCAUGUGGCUGCAGUACAGUAUCAUCAGCAACAUCUUCAUGCGCUUCUACAGCAUCAGCCCGAUCGCCAUCGACUGGCUCUCCAUGAUCUACUUCCUCACCUACAUCCCCCUCAUCCUGCCUGUCAUGUGGGUGCUCGACACUCGGGGCCUCAGAGAGGUCUUGGUCAUGGGGUCUGCCUUCAACUGCAUCGGGGCCUGGAUAAAGACGGGCACCGCAGACCCCAACAUGUUCGCCAUGACUUUCCUUGGGCAGUUUGUGUGUUCAGUGGCCACAGUUUUUAUCCUGGGCAUCCCAUCCAGACUUGCGUCCCUGUGGUUUGGGCAGCAGGAGGUGUCCACCGCCUGUUCCAUUGGCGUUCUGGGAAACCAGAUGGGUAUUGCUAUUGGGUUCCUGUUGCCACCUGUCCUUGUGCCUAAUGUGGACGAUAUGGAAGAGCUGGCACAUCACAUCAGAAUCAUGUUCUACAUCAGCGCAGGUGUGGCCUCCGCCAUCUUCCUCCUCGUCAUCAUCGUUUUUAAGGAGAGACCAGAGAUCCCUCCCAGCCAAUCCCAGGCUCAGGCGAGGAACAUGCCGCCAGAUGAAUACUCCUACACGGCCUCUAUCUUGAGGCUGCUGCGCAACAAGCCUUUCAUGCUCCUGGUUGUCAGCUAUGGGCUGAACGUUGGCUGCUUCUAUGCUAUUUCCACACUGUUGAACCGGAUGAUCAUCGAACACUACCCGGGUGAAGAGGUGAAUGCCGGGAGAAUUGGUCUAACCAUUGUCAUUGCUGGCAUGGCGGGGUCCCUCAUAUGUGGCAUUUGGCUGGACAAGACCAAAACCUACAAGCAAACCACCCUGGCUGUUUAUACUCUUUCUCUGAUUGGAAUGAUGGUCUACGCCUUCACCCUCAACCUGGGCCACCUGUGGGUGGUGUUUGUCACAGCUGGGAUUUUGGGCUUCUUCAUGACUGGAUAUCUACCUCUGGGCUUUGAGUUUGCAGUGGAGCUCACCUUCCCAGAGUCAGAGGGAACCUCGUCUGGGCUGCUCAACUGCUCCGCUCAGAUCUUUGGAAUCAUUUUCACCAUCUGCCAAGGGAAGAUUAUGGAUGUUUGGGGGACUUUGGCUGGAAACAUCUUCCUGUGCAUCUUUCUGCUGAUAGGGACAGGAAUGACAGGAUUAAUCAAAUCCGACCUCCGCCGGCAAAAGGCCAACGCGCAGAACGAGGCGCAGACAGCCAGCCCUGCAGGCUCAGUGUCAUCGGUGCAGGACUACGGGGCCACGUCGUGCAGCGGGCCCUGGCAACGGGAGUCUUGACAUUAACCCACAACCUCACUAAAACCCAAAACACACACAAGAAAGUGAGAGGUGAUCUGGGAGGAAGCGUGUCCCUACCUAAAAUCCUGAAAGAGGAGAAGUUAUGAGGAGGACGUCCCCUGUCAAAGACACUGUGCUCUGAUAUUUAAGAGAAGAAAAACAAAAAAACAAAGAAAAAAAACAAAGGAAAUACUGACAAAUCAACACGCAUAAAAGUGCACAAAAGACUACAGAGUAAAAGGCUGCUGUGGAGAGCGAGUACAAGGAGAAUGAAUUAAACCGAUACCUCUGUAACGCUUUAAUGGAAUCACAACCAACAGACCUGCUGCACAUUAAAUGGACGUCACGCUGCGGACACCCGCACUUGUGCGUCCCAAACAAUCAUGCACAAGGGGAAAGCACUUUCAGUAACAAACACUCAUUUUAUUCUAUAAAGGCAUUUUAGAUGUCGUGUGCAAUGUAACUUUAGUCACUCCAACAUGUUGCACUCCAGUUUCAGUUUAACUGAAUUACCUCUGUAGCCUUUCCUGCCCCCUUAAUUAAUUACUGCCUACUGAUUAGUGUCAAUGUAGUGUUUGUUUGCGUUCAAUGAGCAAUAUGUGAACUGUGUCUCCUAUUGAUGGACCAAUAGUGUGUGUAACUGAACUCAGUCUUUACAUUGCUGAAGGUAUUCAUUCGAGUGUUCUGUUUAUAGAAUAAACACUGUGACGUGUUUUCCCGACGCGGCAGCCGGACCACCGUAAGCGUGGGCCGCCUGCCGUCCAGGAUCACAUGGAGUUAUCACUUAUGAUCGAAUAUGAUCGAUGCUGUGCAUCUGAGUACACUUUGGAAGGUCGGAUUUUGUCCCCUUUUAUUACUUUCGGCAAUCUCUUUCGAGAGGACGUUUGGGGGACAAGAAUGUCAGCACAGCACAAAAAGAAAAAAGGAUAAGGCAAAUAAGAUCUAUUGUUCUUGUCGUUUUGCGCACAUUGUUUUUUUUUUUUUUUUUAACAUAUACUUUAAGCCUGUAAAAUUGUUACUGAGAAAUGUAGUUCAUGCUGUGUAUCCAGUAUUUCUACCGACUGUCCUUGUGUUGUUAGGUGAUUGCCCUGUUUUAAUGCGAGUCCUACGUGCGUGUGGGAAAUGCUAGAUGUCCUUUCAGUGCCAACGUGGGGGCAGGCGUGAGCACCUUUAGAUUUCUGAGGCAUUUUGUAUGAUUCAACAUGACUCAGGUAAUAAUAUAUAUAUUUUUUAAAAACUGCAACACACUCUGUGGGAUUUAAUAUUGCUAUAAAGGAAUAAAAAAUAAAUCAAAUAAAAACAGGAACAUAAGAAAAAUGCA
Mugil cephalus (flathead mullet) is the source of this 3370-nucleotide messenger RNA. It is a transcript of the gene flvcr2a, whose product is annotated as FLVCR heme transporter 2a. The coding region runs from base 523 to 2049 and encodes 508 amino acids. Gene Ontology annotation, molecular function: heme binding; heme transmembrane transporter activity. The record is from RefSeq and is a predicted model, not a curated record. The transcript has 11 exons. NCBI's taxonomy places the organism in Eukaryota, Metazoa, Chordata, Actinopteri, Mugiliformes, Mugilidae. Gene Ontology annotation, biological process: heme export; transmembrane transport. Gene Ontology annotation, cellular component: membrane.